GCGCCGUCGCAUCGCAGCUGCAGCUGUCAACAUUUCCCGCGUAAAGUAAACGACAGCGCGUUGUCGACAGCCUCGGCAAUAACAAGAUUGAGAAGAGGUGAUAUUUGUUGUAGAAUACAUAAAAAUUGAUAUAAAUACAAAUUCAUAAAAUAUGUCAAGUCCCGCUCGUUCACCUAAUGUCGGAGCUGCUACACCAAAGCAAGGAGCGCGUACGCCCACACGAAGAAUAGCAACGCAGGAUGUAGAUACACCAAUGCGCAUGGGACCCGGCCGGCUGCCCGGCAGACCUUCGGACAAUAUAAGUCUGCCUCCCACGUCGCCGGCCCAUGUUAGCUUGCCUGCAACGAGUCCGGCUCGCAAUUUGGGCGGCAUGAGCGAGAUUGACUUGAGUUCACCGCUUAACUAUGGCACGCCCAGCUCCAUGGGCUCCAUACGUACACCGCGCUCCGGCAUUCGUGGAACUCCGUUGCGCGCGCGUCCGGAUAUUCGCACGGAUAAGCGCAUUCGCCAAGUGGAAAUUGGUGGCAACUCGGGUCUAGAACCCAUUCCCGAGAAGGGAUCAGAGACCACAGAUCCCGUAUCUGAAGCUUCGGCAGGACCACAAUUGGUGGUUUGGGGCACCAAUGUCGUUGUGAGUCAGUGCAAGUCCAAGUUCAAGUCGUUCAUCAUGCGUUUCAUCGAUCCAAGUGCCGAGCAGGAUGAAAUCUCCGAGAACAUUGAUGUUAAUCAGCCACUGUAUUUGCAAAAGCUGGAGGAGAUUCACACAUUGGAGGAGCCAUAUUUAAAUCUCAACUGUGCGCAUUUGAAAACCUUUGAUCAGGAUUUAUAUCGCCAGUUGAUAUGCUAUCCGCAGGAAGUGAUACCCGGUUUCGAUAUGGCCAUCAAUGAGAUGUUCUUCGAACGUUAUCCGGCCGCUCUGCUGGAGCAUCAGAUCCAAGUGCGUCCCUUCAAUGCCGAUAAGACGCGUAAUAUGCGCUCGCUAAAUCCCGAGGAUAUGGACCAAUUGAUCAGUAUUAGCGGCAUGGUUAUCCGUUCCUCCAACGUCAUUCCGGAAAUGCGAGAGGCGUUCUUCAUGUGUAACAUUUGCUCCUACAGCACCACCGUCGAGGUGGAUCGUGGUCGCAUUGCACAGCCAACUCUAUGCACCAACUGCAACACGAAUCAUUGCUUCCGGAUCAUUCACAACCGUAGCGAGUUUACGGACAAGCAGCUGAUCAAGUUGCAGGAAUCCCCAGAUGACAUGGCCGCUGGCCAGACGCCACACAACGUCUUGCUCUAUGCUCACAAUGAUCUGGUGGACAGAGUGCAGCCCGGAGAUCGUGUCACUGUCACGGGAAUCUAUCGUGCCAUGCCCCUCAAGGGCAAGGGACUGAAUGUGAAGAGUGUGUACAAGACACACGUCGAUGUUGUCCAUUUCCGUAAGGUGGAUAACAAGCGUCUUUACGAGGAGGAAGAGGGCAAGGAUCAUAUAUUCCCACCGGAGCGCAUUGAGUUGCUUCAACUGCUGUCCCAGAAGCCCGAUAUCUAUGAUCGUCUGGCUCGCGCUAUUGCUCCAUCUAUUUAUGAGAACGAUGACAUCAAGAAGGGCAUUUUACUGCAGCUCUUUGGCGGCACCAAGAAGAAGCACGCGACACUGGGUCGCCAGAACUUUAGAUCGGAGAUUCAUUUGCUGCUUUGCGGUGAUCCGGGCACCUCCAAAUCCCAGAUGCUGCAGUAUGUGUACAAUCUGGUGCCACGGUCGCAGUACACCUCGGGUCGUGGCUCAUCCGCCGUGGGCUUAACUGCCUAUGUUACCAAGGACCCGGAAACACGUCAACUGGUCUUGCAAACUGGCGCCCUUGUGCUGGCAGACAACGGCGUCUGUUGCAUUGAUGAGUUUGACAAGAUGAAUGAUUCCACACGCAGCGUUCUCCAUGAAGUUAUGGAGCAGCAGACCUUGAGCAUUGCCAAGGCUGGGAUCAUUUGUCAAUUGAAUGCACGCACUUCCAUAUUGGCAGCUGCGAAUCCCGCCGAAUCGCAGUGGAAUAAGCGCAAGAACAUCAUCGACAAUGUCCAGUUGCCUCACACUCUAUUGUCGCGCUUUGAUCUGAUCUUCCUGGUGUUGGACCCACAGGAUGAGCUCUUCGACAAGCGUUUGGCCAGCCAUUUGGUAUCCCUGUACUAUGUGACACGGCACGAGGAAGAGGAUACCAUGUUCGACAUGAGCGUGCUCCGCGAUUACAUUGCCUAUGCGCGGGAGCACCUUUCGCCCACACUGUCGGAUGAAGCGCAACAGCGUUUGAUUCAGGCGUAUGUGGACAUGCGUAAGGUGGGCGCUGGUCGUGGCCAAAUCUCUGCCUAUCCCAGGCAGCUGGAGAGCCUGAUACGUUUGUCGGAGGCCCAUGCUAAGGUACGUCUGAGCAAUACGGUCGAGUUGCGGGAUGUCGAGGAAGCUUGGCGGCUUCAUCGCGAGGCUCUGAAGCAAUCGGCAACAGAUCCGCUGUCGGGUAAAAUCGAUGUUGGCAUCUUGACCACCGGGUUGUCCACAGCUGCUCGCAAGAAGCGCGCUGAUCUCGUAGCCGCCAUUAAAGAAAAUCUCAAAAAGAAGGGCAAGGUACCCACAGUUCCCUAUCAAAAACUGUUUAAGGAGAUCAAGGAAGGCUCUCAAAUUUUAAUAACUCGCGAGCAGUUUGAAGAUGCUCUGAAAGAAGUACAAGAUGAGGGCGCUAUAGUCGUUAUGGGCAAGAAUACCAUUCGAAUUUGUUGAUUUCACUAUUUCACAAAAUAAUUCAUUCAUUCCUAGUAUUAAGCAUGAAAAUUUAUUAAUAAAGAUCCAUUUUUAAAUAGCUUGUCUUA
Molecule: messenger RNA, 2835 nt
Organism: Drosophila innubila
Lineage: Eukaryota; Metazoa; Arthropoda; Insecta; Diptera; Drosophilidae
Gene: dpa
Product: DNA replication licensing factor MCM4
Exons: 6
Coding region: 152-2746 (864 amino acids)
Biological process (GO): mitotic DNA replication initiation; DNA replication; double-strand break repair via break-induced replication
Cellular component (GO): nucleus; MCM complex
Molecular function (GO): ATP binding; ATP hydrolysis activity; single-stranded DNA binding
Source: RefSeq, a predicted model, not a curated record